Messenger RNA from Nestor notabilis (Kea), 645 nucleotides. RefSeq names its product interleukin-20-like. Bases 1 to 645 code for a protein of 214 amino acids. The record is from RefSeq and is a predicted model, not a curated record. The transcript is spliced from 5 exons. Lineage: Eukaryota; Metazoa; Chordata; Aves; Psittaciformes; Psittacidae.
AUGAAGGGAUCCCAGCUGUUCCUCUGCCUCUUCUCUGUGUCGUGCUGGUUGAAUCUGAUGCCGACAGCUGGGAACAGAAUCUUCCGCUUUGGACGCUGCAGGGUUUCAAUGAGCAUGACUGAGAUCAGGCUUGGCUUCACUGCAAUUAAAGCCAACAUUCAAGCCAGAGACCCCAUCAGGACCCUGAGCAUUUUGUCCCACCCGCACUCUCUGCACAAGGUUAAGUCUUCAGAUAGGUGCUGCAUCACCCAUCACCUCUUCAACUUCUACGUGGACAAAGUCUUCAAGCACUGCAAGACUGAGGAUUCAUACAUCAACCGAAAAAUCAGCAGCAUAGCCAACUCCUUCCUCAGCAUGAAGAGGAAACUCAGGCAGUGUCAUGAGCAAAACAAGUGCAUGUGUGGAGAGGAAUCCACUGAGAAAUUUAAGCAAAUACUUGCAAAUUACGAAGGGCUAAAUGUCACAUCUGCAGCGAUGAAAUCCCUGGGUGAGCUGGACAUCCUACUAGACUGGAUGGAGAAGUCUCAGAGAGCAGAAGGUGUUAACAACCCACCAGUGACUGGAGCUGAGGAAGCUGCUGGGACAUCGCACACUCCAGUGGUGAGCAGGAAGACAAUGUGCUGCACCACUGCAGAUUCCCACUGA